AUGGGGAACAAAGUAGUUACAUUUACGGAACAGCAACUUGAGGAUUACCAGGACUGUACAUUUUUCACAAGGAAGGAAAUACUCAGAGUAUUCAAACGUUUCAGAGAAGUGAAUCCUGACCUGAUUCCGAAGCGGAUGACAGGUGACCAGGCGCACACUAUUGCUGUACCGGUGGAUCAAAUAGAACAACUACCUGAGUUGAAGGAGAACCCGUUCAAGCGCCGCAUCUGUCAGGUGUUCUCCCACGAUGGCAAGGGGAACCUCACCUUUGAAGACUUCCUCGAUAUGAUGUCAGUGUUCAGUGAAGCUGCCCCGAGGGACAUCAAGGCUUGGUACGCCUUCCGUAUCUACGAUCUAGACAACGACAUGUACAUUGGCCGAGAGGACCUCCUUGAGGCGACGAGGCUCCUCACCAAAGAUGAACUGCAUCCCCAAGAGAGAGAGGAAAUUGUUGCCAGUGUUCUGGACGAGGCGGACGUGGACGGCGACGGGAAGCUGUCAUUUAUGGACUUCGAACAUGUAGUGGUGCGAGCCCCGGAUUUUUUAUCAACAUUUCAUAUAAGAGUGUAA
Messenger RNA from Amyelois transitella, 570 nucleotides. It is a transcript of the gene Cib2, whose product is annotated as calcium and integrin-binding family member 2. The record is from RefSeq and is a predicted model, not a curated record. Bases 1 to 570 code for a protein of 189 amino acids. Gene Ontology annotation, molecular function: calcium ion binding. Lineage: Eukaryota; Metazoa; Arthropoda; Insecta; Lepidoptera; Pyralidae. The transcript is spliced from 5 exons.